UUCGAAGCUUCUCUGUAUACUCAAAACCCGUGCAAACCCUUCCAAACAUGAGCGUCAGAGCCACAGCAAACAGCGAGCUGUUUGACGAUUACAUCCGCCGCACCAAACAGGAGCACGGUUACACUCCCUUUGAGUACUGGGAACCCCCAAAGAAGCUUCCAGCCCGUGCGGUGAGAAGGUUGGACAGCAAAGAGUUCCUCAACAGGCUGAGCGAGUCGCAGAGGCGGGUCUCUCUGAGCGAGCCCGGAGUCCACCGCCGCUCGCAGCCGAGGCCCAACACGCCGCAGCGUCGCCAGAUGAGCGAGAUGAGGGAGGCCAGGAUGCAGAGGCAGCGGCGGCAGCGCCUUCAGCAGCUGGAGCAGCAGCAGUUGAAGCGGGAACAACAGCUUGAGCUCGAGCAGAUGCAGCACUUGCAGCAACAGCAAAACCUUCGGCGCAAGAGUUCGGCUGCAGGUCAAUCCCAGCGGCGCAAGAGUUCGUCUGCAGGUGAACACCACCGGCGCAAGAGCUCGGCUGCGGGGUGUUCCAGCCGCGACUCCGCCGUGGUCCUCGACCCCGUGGAAGAAAUCGCCUACGAGCCCGUGUGGCAGCAGUGGCCGUCUUCCAUCCCGCCGACCUACCAGGACGCGGUGAGGAUAAGGCGCGGCGCAGACUUGUCGUCUAUCCCGGCAAGCGUCAUGGACGAGAAGAGGCUGUUGGCCGCUGCUGCUGAGUCGGUGCGGUCCGUUGAAGAGCACCCAGCCUUGAGAGCUGGUAGUGCCGAUAGCUUCGAGGAACAUCCCGCUCUCAGGGGUGGUGGUUCCGAGGGAAUCGUUUCGGAUGACGCCCAUAAUGCAGCCAGGGGCUCAUGGUUUCGUCGUGACCAGCCGUCCGGCGAGGAAGAUCCAGCCAAGAAGGGCUUCAGAGCAUGGAGGAAGCGCACCUGGGCGCUCAUCGCCGCGCUGGUGCUCAUUGUGCUCAUCAUCGUUAUCGUAGUUCCUGUUGUUGUUACGACGGAGCAACGCAGGAACAGAUAUCCGGACUAUUUCAAGAUCAACUACACCCUCACAGAAACCUACUCAGGAGCAAACUUCUUUGACAAGUUCAGCUACUAUAGCGGAGACGAUCCAACCCACGGCUUCGUAAAAUACGUGACGCGCGAGCAGGCCCAGAUGUACAACCUCACCUCUGCUUCCAGUACAUCCGCCAUCCUGCGCGUCGACGACACGUCAAGUCCCUACACCUUCCCCGACGUCUCCGAGGGCCGCAUGUCGGUCCGCGUCGAGUCGAAGCGGCAGUACGACCGCGGGCUCUUCAUAUUUGACGUCAAGCACACGCCGUACGGCUGCGGCACAUGGCCGGCGCUGUGGCUGGCGGGCCUGGCCAAGUGGCCGCGCGACGGCGAGAUUGACGUCAUGGAGGCCGUGAACCGCGCCACCGACGGCAACCUGCAGUCGCUGCACACGUCGAGCGGCUGCUCCAUGGAGGGUGUCAAGCGCAUCAUGACGGGCGCCCCCGCCAAGGCCGACUGCUACAGCGGCGGCGAGGACAACACCGGCUGCAACGUCCGCGGCGACGUCAACGAUACCUUUGGGUCCGGGUUCAACAAGGCCGGCGGUGGCCUCCUCGCCGUUGAACUGCGCGACGAGGGCAUCAGGACCUGGCAGUUCCCCAGGUCCAAGGUGCCGGCUGACGUCGAGGUUGGCACCCCCGAUCCCAGCGGCUGGGGUCCCGCUAUGGCGGACUUCCCCAGCACGGAGUGCGACAUUGGGAACCAUUUCAGGAACCAGAGUAUUAUUCUCAACAUUUCGCUGUGUGGUGACUGGGGUGACAAGGCAUAUGCGGGUUCUGGUUGUCCGAUGAACUGUGUUGAUUAUGUCACAAGGACCCCAUCUGCUUUCACAGAUGCGUUUUGGGAGUUUGGUGCUUUUAGGGUUUAUGAGCCCAUGAAGAAGUAAUAUAGAGACUGUGAAAAGGGGGA
This is a messenger RNA of Pyricularia oryzae 70-15, 1960 nucleotides long. RefSeq names its product glycosyl hydrolase. Gene Ontology annotation, molecular function: hydrolase activity, hydrolyzing O-glycosyl compounds. Lineage: Eukaryota; Fungi; Ascomycota; Sordariomycetes; Magnaporthales; Pyriculariaceae. Bases 48 to 1937 code for a protein of 629 amino acids. The record is from RefSeq and is a predicted model, not a curated record. The transcript has 5 exons. Gene Ontology annotation, biological process: glucan catabolic process.